Tilletiaria anomala UBC 951 is the source of this 1226-nucleotide messenger RNA. RefSeq lists its product as uncharacterized. Gene Ontology annotation, cellular component: ribonuclease H2 complex; nucleoplasm. NCBI's taxonomy places the organism in Eukaryota, Fungi, Basidiomycota, Exobasidiomycetes, Georgefischeriales, Tilletiariaceae. The transcript is spliced from 4 exons. Gene Ontology annotation, biological process: ribonucleotide metabolic process; RNA catabolic process. The coding region runs from base 83 to 1171 and encodes 362 amino acids. The record is from RefSeq and is a predicted model, not a curated record.
GUUCUGGCUGAGCUGAUUUAAUGGAGGAAAGCCUGGUUGAACGUGGGUGUGGUCGGACGCUCGCACUACUUCCAUUCAGAAGAUGACCGACCCUGGGCCGUCUCGUCGCCGGAUCAUCGUUGCAGGCCCAUUAGAAGCUCUGGGGCAGUGGACCGAAGAUGCUGACCGAGAAGCGCGCCGUGCACUGCUGACGCUGCCACAUCCGCGCAGUGGUCUUCCAGCGUACUUUUUGCCAUACUGUCGCCGGAACGCGCGGAGGCAGCAAGCGGAGGGGGAGCGAACGGCCUCUGUGAACGACGCCAACAUUGACGGCGAUGCUGACAGAGAUGGCGGCAAAACACUGUCGUCAGGGCCAGCGGAAGAGCCAUCAGCCGCGAAAGACAAGGAUGGCGUACUGGAGCUGGUGGCAAUCAAGCCUGAUACGCAGCAGCGCUCAUGGCUUUUAGGACCAGACAUGAAGAAUCCGCCAGAACCGGUCCAGAUCGGAGCACCCCCGGACGAAGAGCGGGUCGUAGACUCUGUCAUUGGAGAUGGCGCCCUGCACAUGCUUUCACCGAUCGAUCCUCUGUUCCUCAUUCUAUGCCUCUUGGCACCUGCUUUCCCCCUCGAUGCGGACGGGACGUUGUCUUUCCUGACACAAGAGGACAUCUUGGAGCGUGCGGCGCGUCACUGGUCCGCGCGUCUCGCUUCCAGAGGUCUCAUGAAUGACCAUCACAGCGGCAGCAAGAACGGAUGCAUGGCAUCGUCGGGACAGGACGACUGGCGCGAUGUGCUCGAGUUUGGCGAGACGGCCGCUGCGCAAGAGGCGUUCGUGCGAGCCUGUGAUGCUCAAGACGUGUCGGCCGAUCUGCGCGUGUACCGUCUGUCGCGCGCCAAAGUACUCGCGGAGCUAACACAAAAGGUCGACGCGCUCGCAGGCGCAAACGACGCAUUCAUUGCUGCGCCCAACACUCUCGGGCGCAAGUACUGGCCCACAGCUGCAGAGGAAGAGGAAGGGAAGGGGACGGGGCGUAGAGAGUCUCAGAAGAAGGGCAGUAAGGAGUCUGGUGCUGUGCACGCUCGACGGCGAGCGGUGCUGCAGCACGUGCUGACGACGUGGCUGAGCGAUGAAUGGGUGCAGGCUGUUGCGCAGGCGCUGGGCGUCGCGUUGGACCCAGAAGGCAGAAAAUAGGAUGUGCUGCAUGUACAUAUGCAACAUCACCGGAUUAUAAAACUGUUGGAUUGCA